This is a messenger RNA of Condylostylus longicornis, 3972 nucleotides long. Its product is annotated as protein zer-1 homolog. Bases 935 to 3190 code for a protein of 751 amino acids. Gene Ontology annotation, molecular function: protein binding. Gene Ontology annotation, cellular component: Cul2-RING ubiquitin ligase complex. Lineage: Eukaryota; Metazoa; Arthropoda; Insecta; Diptera; Dolichopodidae. The record is from RefSeq and is a predicted model, not a curated record. The transcript has 11 exons.
GGGAAAAAUUAUUGAAAUUUAUAAUUUUAAACUAAAUACAAUUCGUAUAACACCAAAUAUUAAUAGUUUUUGAAUAGUUUUCGAUAAUAAUAAAAUACAUUAAAAUAAAAUUUCAUACUACAAUCUACGUCAAACGUCAAAGAAAGGAUAUCAAAUUCGUCACAUAAAGAAAAGUUAUAAAUUAUAAUUAGUAUAAUGUAUAAAUAAGUAGAAAAAAAUUCUAAAUUUAGUGUUGAUACGAUAAUUGUGGAGAAUACAUAUUAAAUAUAUAUUAUAAAUAUUUUCAAAUGCAAAUACGAAGGUGUUUGCAUUAUAAGUUAAAAAAAGAAUCCUUAUAUUAAAUUUUUGAAAGUUCGGGGGUAUAAAGAGAAAAAACUAGAACACCUACCUACAUUCUAUAUUGUACCUAUGUACGAAUGCAAUAUAAAACAAAAACGUAAUACAAAUUAUAAAAUAACAGCUGAGUAGAAAAUUACAAAAAUUUUUAUACACAUAAAAUUAUAACUAUAUAUUAUUAAUAAAUAAAAAUAUAAGCAUGUCUAAUCAACUCAUGUAAUUUUUAUGAUUAGAAAGUAAAUGAUUAAAUAAUCUGAUGACCUGAUGAACAUAAGAUUUUAAAAGCUGAUUUGCUUCCAUAGUAAUGUUCAAUAAACCAACUUAUCUACAAAAACACAUAUAGAACAAACGUAACUUCAGCAACAUUACAUUUAAUUUAUUAAACAUUUUGCCUAGUUAAAUUACUUUUAGAUAAAUGAAUGUAAUUUUUUUUUCUUUUUAACGCCAAAUAUGAUUUUUGUGGAUCGGAUAUUGUAGGAACUCUAAUUUUGGUUACGUCCCUCUUUAAAUAUAUCAAGGAAAAGUUAAUUUAUGAAAAUUAUAGUAGCUACUUUAAUUUGAAUAAAGAGUUUAAAGAAAUAAUAUUAGAAAAUUGAAAAUGAGUGGACGUGUUAGAAGGACAGUAUACGGUUAUCUAGACGAAGAUAUUCCAACACUACAAGAAAAUAUAUAUGAAUAUUUGUCAGACAAUUUAUCAGUAAUAUGUGUUAGAGAUCAAUUGACAGAAUUAAAAUUUAUACACGACGAUAUUUUAUUACCAUCAGAAAUAUGUGACCGUUUUUUAGAAUAUCAUCAAAAGAGUAAUCGUGACGUAGAUGAUUCUUUUGUUAACAUUUUUCGAGAUACUCAAAAAACACCAUUAAAAUAUGUGCAUUUACGAAAUAGUUCUAUAACAAGUGAAGGUUUAGAAAUUUUAUUUCGACAUAAUUUAACAUCACUGUCGAUGUGGUAUUGUAGUAAUAUUAAUUUGGAAUCAAGACAUUUGUUGGCGAAAUAUGGAGGAAAUUUAAAAUCAUUAGAAUUGGGUUUAGAUGUUGACUUAUUACGUUAUCCAGAACCAAAUGAGAAGUCACCAGUAGAUUUUCAAUUAAACUUUCCUAAUUUGCGUCGUCUUGUUCUUCAUGGAGUAGUUUUACAUUAUCGCCUACAAUUUAACCAUUUACAUGAUUUAGUUUAUUUGGAUUUAACACAAUGUUUUCUUAGUUUUUUCAAUUUGGGAUCAUUAUCUUUAUUGCCAAAUUUAACAACAUUAAUUUUACAUAAUAUUUGGCCAAUUGCAAAUCACCUGCACGUAAUAUGUAGAAUAUCAACUUUAAAAUGUUUAGACAUUUCUGUAGGUGUUUCUACAAACGGACAAGGGACUUAUGACUUAGCAGAUCAGACUUUAGAAAUGUUGGUAGAAAAUUUACCUAAUUUAACACAUUUGGACAUCUCAGGAACGAAUUUAGCUGGAACUGGUGUAGCUCAAAAAGAAUCAAAUUAUAAAACACCUUCUGAUAUAGCGGGGCUAUCAAGUCGAACUUCAAACCCUUUACAAUUUUUAGGACUUUAUCAUACAGCACAUUGGGCAUGCAAAAGGCAUGAUAUUCCUGCUUUAGAGAUCGCUGGCGAUGCAAAUGAAAAACAAAUACUAACAGCUGCUAGAUAUUAUUAUGACAGACCAGCUGUCUUAACAAGCGUUCUCAAUGAUUUGUAUCAUCUUUUUCGAUUUGAAACAUGUCAAUCAGUUCAUGAAGCACUUGAUGUUGUAUUAACAGCAAUGGAUAGACAUUUAAAAUACAAACAUAUGCAAAUAUCUGGCAGUGCCACGUUAUUUUACAUUGUUAAAGGGCAGGAUAGGGCAAAAUUUGGUACACCUUUAAAAAAUCACAUAAUACGAACAUUAUUAAAUGGUAUGCAAAUGCACAUAUCAGAUGAUACUAUGUUAAGAAAUGGUUAUCUCACAUUUUGUCAGUUCCAAAUGCCCCACGAUGUGGUUUUUGAAUACGAAAGAUUGAUAACAGUACUUUUACAUGGUGUUUCCAAUACUGAACAAGAAGGGUUCGUGCAACGCAUAGCAAUAUAUUUACUAAAUACAUUAGCGUGUCAAGUAGAUGGAGCGCAAAAAUUAUUUUUAGGAGACUUGAAUGUUAUAAGUACAAUGCUCAGUUUAAUACAAGAUCGAUUAAGUAGAAAUGUAUCAGAUGAUGUAAUGGAAGUUGCAUGGUCGACUAUGUGGAAUGUAACUGACGAGACUGCAAUCAAUUGUAAAAGAUUUUUGGAUGGAAAAGGAAUGGAAUAUUUUUUAACUUGUUUAAGAAUAUUUCCAGAUCGUCAUGAACUAUUAAGAAACAUGAUGGGUUUACUAGGAAAUGUAGCUGAAGUGAAAUGGUUGCGGCCACGUCUAAUGACAACAGAAUUUAUCGAUGUUUUUUCCGAUUUACUUGAUUCUGAAAGUGAUGGAAUUGAGGUUAGUUAUAAUGCAGCUGGCGUCUUAGCACACAUAGCAUCAGAUGGUGAUGCAGCAUGGGUAAUUGAAACUCCUACUCGGGCUAAUGUUUUAGUAAGAAUGGUUAAAGCAAUUGAAUUAUGGAAUUUAACAAGCGAAAGAAAUAUCAAUUAUAGAAGCUUUGAACCUAUUUUAAGUCUUGUUCGUUGUUAUGAUACACCUGCAUGCCAACAUUGGGCUGCAUGGGCCCUGGCUAAUUUAACUCAAGUUUAUCCAACAAAAUAUUGCACUUUACUGGAACAAGAAAAUGGACGAGAAAUUCUUUCAGAAUUAAUAGAAGAUCCAAGACCCUAUAAGCGCAUUAAAGAGUUAGCUCAAAUGGUUUUAGAUGAAUGUGAUAAAGAAGCAAAGAAGCUUGAUGGGUAACAACCGAACUGUAGAUGCAUAUGAUUUUUUAAAAACAUAAAAUAUGACAUUUUGCAAAAUAUUAAGAAAAAAAGCAAAAAAUUUAUAGAAAAACUGGAAAAUUCUCACAAUUUUAGCUAUUAAAAAUGUAGAAGAUCUUUUUAAGAUACUCCAUUUGUGUUAUCCAUCCUUUCAUUUAAACUCCUUGUAGAGUUCCUUUAGUUUUUAAACAAUAAUAUUGUUGAAAGGCGAAGAUGGAAUUAUUAUUUUUGAUUUUUAUAUAGUUUCCAUUUAGUUUAAUAUCGUAUACAAUAUCAUUUAAAAGAUUAUAAUUAUGUAAUCUUUGUAUGUAUUAUAAGAAUUUCAAUAUAGAGUUUAUUGAAUUUUAAGAACUAUUCAAGUAAACGUUAUAAAAUAAGAAAAAAAAGUUUUGUAGAGAUCAAAUUUUAUUUUUGGAAGCCAAAAUACUUCCUUAUGUACACAUUGUAUUAAAUUAUGAAAUUAUUAAAUAUUAUUAAAGAGAAAUUCGAUAUUUAUGUUAAGAAUAUCUUAAUUUUUAUUUUUUGUUGAUUAUGCAGGAAUUAUUUUUUUUUAGAUAUAAUGGAGUACUUUAAAUUUUUUAAAACUUUAAACCAUAAAUUUCUAAAUUUUUAACUGAAUUAAAUAAAAUUUUCUAGGAAUUGUAAAUUAAAGUUCAGUUUCACGAACGUUUUUUUGUAAAAGAAAAUACAAACUCAAAAUAUGUAAUUUUAUUAAAAAAUAAAAGAAUGGUAACUUUUUAUUAAAACUUUAUUAAAAAACUU